Amoebophrya sp. A25 is the source of this 2827-nucleotide messenger RNA. The record is from the annotation of a GenBank genome assembly. Lineage: Eukaryota; Dinophyceae; Syndiniales; Amoebophryaceae.
CCUAUUCCAGGUCUUGAUCGGGUCGGAGAGCAUCAUCUUCGCGAAAGUGUAAAACGUUGCGUUAGUCUUUCUCAGGAUCCUUGUCGUUUCUUGGCAAUCGGUCAACUUGGUUUACUACUUCCCAUCCGGACCCUCAACCCUUUUAAUUAUGGUCUCCUCGUCGUGGUUGUGACAAUCUAUCAUAUGAAUAUGUACAACAGUGUUUAUGCAUGUCUGGGCGGCAAUCUUAUUCCGUUCCUCUUUCUCUUCAUGGAAUAGACAGUGGAGUUUCUAUUCAUCUUCUCGUGCUGCUUUAUCUUUAUCUACUUCUCGUUCCUGUCUAUCUCUCAUCAAGCAUUUGAUUUCAUAAUCCUAAUUCAUUAGACUUCAGUUAUCCCUGAAGAGCAAAUCAGGGUGUUCUCACAAGAAUGACGGUAGAUCGUUGACUCGCGUAAGAUGUCCACUUUCGAACCACCGAAGGUGUUCCGGACCACUCCGGGUGUCUCCAACCAUGCGGCAACUUUCAUGAGGCAGAAAGCCUUUGAAGGUGUGACUCGAAACUGAUGUUCUUUUUAUUUUCUAAUAGUUUGUGUUUGUCUUGGUUUUUUUCACCGUUCCAUCUCCCGCAUUUGUUUUCUUGAUUUUGUCGAAAUUUUGUCCAAGGACGAGAAAAAAAAACUCAAACCAAUCCAUGACAGGUUAUGUGUACUCGGUCAGGGAGCGGGAGAUUAUGCCCAAAGGGAGCGGGAACAUAAACCAUUACGAAAGGUCAGUCGGGAUGGUUGACAGGAUAAGUAAGGAUAGGUUUCUUGCAUGUGCUGCUCCAGCGCACGCGGCGAAAUUAGCGGAGGAACCAACUCUGACACCAAAGCAACAGGAAGAGGUGCCCUUAUUUUUGUCGUCAAGACGGUUCGUUGGUAGUAGCAGCAGGCCCAGACGGCAAAGGUAAAUAGAAAACAAGAACGGCAAAUCCCAAGACCCUGUCCGGGCUGUUUCAGUCCGCUACAAGCACAGUUUUCAAAAUACCCUCACAGGUUUCAAAGCAGAUGAAGGAGCCUCUCUACAAAUUUACCUGGGUCGACGCAUUUAAUGAUCCGAAUUUUAUAGUACCAGGAAACAACAAAACAUCGUACUUCUAAAUCCAUUUUCUCGAAAAUUUUCUCAAAGCAGCGAUAAAAUAGACGUCAAAAACAAAAACAAAAUAUCCCGAACACAAAAAAUAUGCUAGUGCUUCUGAGUAGAAAGUUCCAACACAUCUAAAUUGUCUUUUCUUUUUGUGACUAUAUAGAGCACAUGGACAUGCAUCGCGACCAAAACAGGUAUAAGGCACAGUGGCAGUACAAGACGCCAGAGGAUCUGAAGCCCAAACCAGAUCUCUCCAAAUUCGCCACAAAGCCGCAGUUCUAUCCAAAGAACAUGCUGGAAAUGAACCUGCCAAGGGUGAAACUGUACUACACACAUCAUUUUAAUAUUUACUGAGGACGAGCACAACUCCGACUCCGACGUAAGGAUUCUUUUCAUUUACUUUGAAUAAUAAAUACUUCUUGCUCACCAGCACGCGCAUGUUUCUUUUCCACCAGUUGUUCAAUCUUGUUUUAUCACGACUCAUUCUCCUAAACAAUUACUUAGGUACGGCAUUGAUCCGGUCCAUUACGAGAACCCGAUUAAAUUCGAGCUGAAAAACGACUACGGAGCGGGACGAAGCCCCAGGCGGCAGGGCACCAGGGCGUCGGCGAAGUGGCAUAGUGAAGAGUCAUGGAACGAUCCCUUUGUGCGGAGCACUUACAAAAUUACCGGCAAACCGAUCCCUAAAGAGCAGCGCAGCAAUAAUUUGCCGCCUCUUUAGUAGAAUCACUGAUCGUGUGUGUGGUAGAAAGAGUUAACUAGAAUAUGAUUGUUUUGCGAGGUGAAGGUGAUCCUUAUGAUCCCCCACACUGGUUUAUUAUCUCACCUUCCUAGUUUGUUUAUUGACAUUGCUUCAGUUACUUAAAGACGCUCCGUUAAAGUAGAAGUUCAAGACACUGACACUGUUGUCACACAGUCGCAUCAAAUUUUUCGAUUUAGCAGUUACGAAUCAUGGGUCUCCCGAAUUCGCACGAGGACCAUGAUAAUUCCAAAAAAUUAAAUGUGAGCGCUUCGCGUCAAGUAUUCCAUCAUCAUUAGUAGUUUUUAUGUAUAAGGUGUUGACCCAAGAACACCAUCAUGAGAUCAUAGACCACUUGUUGAGACGAGUGCUUCAAGAACUACAGACGUUAACCCUAAUAAAUAUGAUAAUUGCCCAUAUGAAGAGGUUGCUAGUGUUUUCGAUUCAAACGCAAUCUACUAUGCUUGUACGCCUAUGAUUUGGGUAAAAUGUACAACACCACAAGAUUUCAGAGUAAAGAAUGUACACAUCUAUUGAACAACCUUGCUAUCUCGAGUAUUAUUUUAUCUUCAAAAUGAAAUUGAAUUCCUAUGUUGUAUUCCGGAAAUAAAAAACUACGAAUUAUGAAAAUAUGAAUAAGUUAUGCUUCUUUCUCGUUGUUCUUGUUAUUGUCUAUGCGGGCUACAACACUGAUGCGUUUUGCAAAUCUCUUAUGGUGACAUAGCGAAGCACGCGUGUCUAUAUGGAUGCGCGAAGCUGCCUCGCGGGGACAACUAAUCAUGAGCACGACAAGAGACCACAGACGCAACACCGCACCGCAGUGCAGGUAAGGUGUUUUUCGGACUAAAGCCUGGGUCCAGUGCAGUAAGGUGACUUUCGAUUUGUGCUGAUGAUCCCAGUGAGCCAUUCAAGGUUCUUCUCCAAACGGAAUCGGGCUUUCUGUCAACUUUUCGCGUAUUCUUUUCGAACUAUUCUUCAUCCGAU